Molecule: messenger RNA, 625 nt
Organism: Salvia hispanica
Lineage: Eukaryota; Viridiplantae; Streptophyta; Magnoliopsida; Lamiales; Lamiaceae
Source: RefSeq, a predicted model, not a curated record
AUGAAUCGCGAAUCGCCAUCGCUUCAGCUUUCGUCGUUAUUGAAAUUGUUUGCCGUCACAUCGUUGCUGCUAAUCAUAGGAAUCUACACCACAGAGAAGAAGAGCUCAAUCAAUGGCGAAAACAUGAUUGUCUCUCCGAUCACUCAUCGCAAGCUGCUGAUUACUGGAGAGGGGAGAGAAAAUGGCGUGGAGCCAAACAGGAUAUGGAGCGACAAAUGCUCGAAAUCGGACGUAAUGAUAAUCCAAGGUGCGACGCCGCCGCUGCCGAACGGGAUUCCGACGUACACGGUGGAGAUCAGCAACACCUGCGUCUCCGGCUGCGACAUUUCCGCCAUCCACGUCAGCUGCGGCUGGUUCAGCUCCGCCCGCCUUGUCAACCCGCACGUCUUCAAACGGCUCCGUUUCGACGACUGCUUACUUAACGACGGGAAGCCGCUCCGUAACGGCCGGACCCUCUCUUUUCAGUACGCCAACACCUUCCGUUACGCCCUCUCCGUCUCCUCCGUUAGCUGCUGAUAUAUAUUGAGAAACUGGUUUUUUUUUUGGUGAGAAUUGUAAAUGGGAUUUUGUUUAGUUCAAGAAGGAUUAGUUUUUUUGAGAUAUUGAGGAUUUUUAGCUGAUUUUG